Molecule: messenger RNA, 183 nt
Organism: Eimeria mitis
Lineage: Eukaryota; Apicomplexa; Conoidasida; Eucoccidiorida; Eimeriidae
Exons: 3
Coding region: 1-183 (60 amino acids)
Source: RefSeq, a predicted model, not a curated record
AUGGACAUUUCUUUAAUAAGCGGCUCAAUAAACCAAAACAACCACCAACAGCAGCAGCAGCAGCAGCAGCAGCAGCAGCAGCAGCAGCAGCAACAGCAGCAGCAGCAGCAACAGCAGCAGCAGCAGCAGCAGCAGCAGCAGCAGCAGCAGCAGCAGCAGCAGCAGCAGCAGCAGCAGCAAUAA